This is a messenger RNA of Salvelinus fontinalis (brook trout), 2640 nucleotides long. RefSeq lists its product as uncharacterized. The record is from RefSeq and is a predicted model, not a curated record. Bases 161 to 1882 code for a protein of 573 amino acids. The transcript is spliced from 5 exons. Lineage: Eukaryota; Metazoa; Chordata; Actinopteri; Salmoniformes; Salmonidae.
GACCAACACGUCAAUAGCUCCUCCCCAAAUAGGAAGUCAUGCACAAGCAUUGUUUACAAUUUGCCAGGCAAAGGUAGAAGACAACGUGAAUUACGUGUAGGUUUUGAUGACAAUUCAUCACAUUAUUGUUUUCUAAAAAAAGUUUAAGAUUUAUUAGCAAAUGACAAUGGAGAAUGCUGGCCACUUUCAAAGUCAGCUAACCUCUCUCAUGAACGCGGUAGUGACGGCAGCGGUCGUGGAAAUAGUCCGACUUGUAGAGGACAGUGCCGUGGUCCUUCGCCAACAGUUGUCCAAGAGUAAACUGGAGAACGAAGCAUUAAAAGUCGAAAACGAAUCGAAUAAAAAGAAGCUGCACAUUUUGGAAGAAGAGUCGAAGGUGGCAAAGCAGCGUUCUGUCGCUCGUCGUCAUGAAGCUGAUGGCAGGAAAUAUGAAUUUGUCCACACAAAAGAAGAUGGAAAGGGAGAGAAGACAGGUGCAGGGCUGCAAUCUCAGGAGCUGGCUGGCCAAUCCCAGUGGAAAUUGUUAAAAGUUGUUACCAUGGAGAAGGAUGGAAUGAAAGUACUUCGCAUCAAGAAGGAAAUAAAUGAUGACACAGAACAUGACACACCAUCUCCAGUGACAGAUGAGCAGCUGUGUCCCAAAGUGGACAUGUUGUUUGAUAAGGAGUGGAGCCAAAGCCUGUGGCCAGACGACAGUAAAGACAGAACAGAGGAAGAAACUCCAGGAUCAUCAAUGACCCAGCAUCAGAACGGAGGUUUACUACAGUGCAGUAAGCUGAAUCCCUCCACUCCCAUCCUCAAAGUCUUCUGUGAUCCUGAACGAGACACGUAUCCCGACUACCGACUGAAGAGGGAAUCUCUGAAUUAUCUGUUCUCCUUGGCCCUGACUGGUCAAGACAGACAGACGGCAACAUUCAAAAUCCUCGUCUUUAUUUACUGGUUGGCCCACGGGACCUCCUAUAAAACUGUCUCGGAGACUUUCGGAAUCCCUCUGUCCAAUGCUACCAGCAUCGUCCGCGACGUUGCGGACAAACUGGUCAAGCUCUCUCUGAAGAUUGUGAACAAGCCCUCUUCAAGCGAGCUGGCUGUCACGGUGCAAGGGUUCGGCAGACUGGCCCGUCACCCGGUGUUUGAGAAGGCUGUGGGGGCCAUAGGUGGGUGCCACGUCAGGGUCAAGAUCCCCGGUGUACCGCAACCCCAACAGCGUCCAGGUGACCAGCCCCUCCCUGAGAAGGCCCUCCCCACCAUCAACUUCCAAGGGGUCUGCGACCACACGGGCAGCUUCAUCGACGUCUUCGCGGGGCUGCCUGGGUCUAUGACCGACGUGAGGAUCCUGAGGCACAGUCCCCUUUACAAAUGUGCCCUCUACCCUCCACCCGGAUGCUUCCUCCUAGGCAACGGCGGGUACCCUUGCCUACAGACGCCUGUGUGCCUCAUCACACCCUAUUCAAAGUCUGACCAGAACCCGGUGCACGUCCAGUUCAACCAGCACCACGCCAUGGCUCUCUCCUCCAUCGAGAGGACCUUCAGCAUCAUGAAGAAGCGCUGGCACAUGAUCUUCCUGCAGCCUCUUGAACUCCACCCGAGCUUCAUCCCCAAAGUGCUAGCGGUGUGCACCGUGCUACAUAACAUCUGCCUUAGGUCGGGAGACUUGCUGGAGCCAGUGAAGAUUGAGGAUGGAAGCAAGGUGACAGAGGCUCUGAAGGAGUGGCUAACGUCCAAUGAGACCAGCGGAGAGGUGUUGAGGGACAGUUUGGCUAAACAGAUCUCUACAAUGAAAUGCAUGGCCACUGUGAAAGAUGAGCGAGGUACAUCUGCACCAGAAAACAUGACGGCAGUGCAAAAAGAACACGCUUACAACAUAGUGGUGAUGGAACAUUGAUUUGGUGAUCACAAUUGAUGGGUCGAAUAAGUCACCAUCAGUCACCGAUUACACCACUGGCUAGCUGUGAUACUUCAUGAGCCCAUAAGUGGUGGUGGAACUGUUACUACUGACAUUUUUCACUUUUUCACUAAAACAAUUAAGCAUAGUCACCUCAUAUGCCAGUGUUUCUAUACCAAAAAUCAUCCACUUUAUUUCAAAUAUUAUUUCCUUUAUACCGUACACAGUAUAGUGAAACACGAUUUGGAUUAUGUUUUUGUGAGUGGUGUAAAUGAGUGGGGCAGGUAUUUGAACUUAUUGCUCUCUUUUUGAUCAAUUCAGUGAUUAUUACAAGUGUUUUCUACUCAAUGAGUUAUACUGUAUACUCUAGAUGACUGAUAGGGGGCGCUACCACCUUGCCUCCAUCUUGGCAUUCCCUUAUUUAGCAUCAAAAUUAAGUGAAAAAAUAUAUGAACAUUUUCCUUAAAGUACAUUUAUUUUUUUAGAUUACUAAUGUUACCGUCCCCACUACAACAACAAAAAUACUUAAAUACAUGUAAUUUUGUCCUUGAAACAUUUAGUUAAACUACUGUAGAAUUCCUUUCAUUCCUAUGGAGGACUGCUCCUACUAGGGGUGUCAUAUGGCCGACAGGUGGCUUCAAAGCCUCUCAAUGGCCAAUACAUUGCAUUAGUAGACCUUGGUUUAUAUACAUUGUUUCUACUUGUUACAUUUUCUUUUUCUGUUGAGUUGAAAAUAAAGCAAUAUAUCUACCUCCAAA